Messenger RNA from Galdieria sulphuraria, 2824 nucleotides. Its product is annotated as receptor kinase. Bases 7 to 2799 code for a protein of 930 amino acids. Gene Ontology annotation, cellular component: extracellular matrix. Lineage: Eukaryota; Rhodophyta; Bangiophyceae; Galdieriales; Galdieriaceae. The record is from RefSeq and is a predicted model, not a curated record. The transcript has a single exon. Gene Ontology annotation, molecular function: protein binding; calcium ion binding.
UUCAAAAUGUCUCGAGCUCAACAAGAUAGGUUCGAGGGUCCUUUACCUAGAUAUGACUCUUUAACAGACUUGGUCGCUUUCGCAGCAGCAAAAAGGGUUGUUUCAUACAUAGAUGCAAGGAAACAGAAACAAACUAUUGCUUGGGAAGACAAACAGGAAGAUAGAGAAGAUAAUUCCACAGAAUUGGACACUUGUCAGAGACAAGUUGUCCAACCAGAAUUAUCUUCUGUGGAAGGUUAUAAAGAGGAUGAAACAGAAGAGGAACGUUAUGUGGUUGCUCAAGACGCUUGUGGUAACCUUUUAAAGAAGCGAAUUACUUCGGAGACAACAAACAUGCUCCUUUCGGGACUUUCCCUUACCCAUAUUGACUUUGGUUCACUGAAUUCGUUGAGCGAAGCUAGUGACAGCCUUAAAACAGGUUGUAGAAAUAAGAAAACUCCACUAGUGGUCGAACGAGACAACGCAGUCAAUCUUUUGCUAAAAAUUCCUUCCCCUGUUGAAAACCCAGAAGAGGGCUCUGUAGAGUUGGGAGAGUCUACAAGUCCAAGAAGUUGGAAAAAUUUACCUCAUGCAGCAGAAAAACUACUGUCAGCUGUAUGGGCUCCUCAACUGCGGGAAAUAUCUCUGGCCAGUAAUCAGUUGGAGUCUGUCGAUUUAAGUCCUUUGGCCGACUGUAUUAAUUUAGAGUCUGUUUUGUUAAACUGCAACAAAUUGCGGAAUAUCAAUCUUGAGCCACUAUCGUCAUGCACUAAAUUGGAAAAGCUUUGGUUGCAUCAUAAUCAACUUUUAACAAUUUCAUUAGAACCUUUGAGAGAAUGUAGCAGCUUGCGUUCAAUUUAUUUGGACCAUAAUGAAUUGACACACUGCAUCGAUUUGGAGCCUUUAAAAAAAUGUAAAUUGCUCAAAGGCUUGCGUUUAGGUUCGAAUAAUAUGAAAGGAGACUUGGAUGUAACACCACUGCUGCAUUGUAAUACGUUGUCUGUUUUUGAUGUUUCUGCGACUACUAGACUGGUUGCACGUUUCAAGGUGAAAACACUUCCUCCGGCAUUAAAGAAGCACGAAAAGGAUAUUUUGUGGAUAGAUGAACAACUAAAUUCGUUUUGUGCGAAAACUUUAAAAGGUGGUAUCCCGAAUGAUAGAAAUUUGGUAAAACCUAGAAUUCUUUUAUUGGGGUUCAAGUCUUUCCAAGUUGCUCUGGAAAAUCUUUUUGCGAAGGUUUCCAGUCUUGAAGUAGAUAGUAUAGGGAACUUGAGACAGGAAGAGGUAUCAAAUACAUUGAAGAAUCUACAAAACCUGCAAAACUUCGAUGCAGUCGUUUGCGAUUCAUCAAUUGACUGGGUAAUUCCCAAACUCAAGUUGGUUCACAGCGACAUUCCAAUAAUUGUCGUUAGUUCGGAUAUGACAUCGGAAGCCGCUGGUAGAUGUCUUCGUUUUGGUGCAUGUUGCCUGGCAAGAGCUCCAUUGGGACCUGAAGAUUCUUUUAGAGUAAAAGAAUGGGCAGAAAAGCACUCUCACUCGAAUUGCGAGUUGCGCAUGGCAUCACAAAUGGGUCAUCCAACUAGUUUCAAUCGACGACAACCCGAAGAUGACUAUAUCGAACAGAAGUUAGUUGGUUUACUAAAAACGAAUGCAGUAGAUGAAGUUAGUGAACAUGAGCUGAUACAAGAACUUUCUGAUAAAGACAUUGUGGACAAUCGUACGGAACUUAAAGCUAUUGAAGAAAUCUUUCGAAUGAAAUCUAACAAUUUAUUGGAGAGCACUUAUCGACAUAUUGCGAUUUCAUGCGGUCUUCCAUCUUGUGCCUAUCGAUUGUUACAUGACGCCAUCCAAAGAGAAGAGCAGCAUGUGGAUUGUGGUGCCUUUGGUAGAUUUUGGAAAAAGCAUUUUCUUCAUCGGAAUCGCGAAGAACGUCUUUUUAUUCUCUUGUGUCCUUAUGGGAAGAAAUUGACAAGCAAGAGUCCUUUGAGAAUCCUAGUUGAAGAUCUGUUAAAACGUCGUCUUUUGAGAAGAGUAUCAUCUAAUACUGUCCAAGUGCAACUAGUUGACUGUGCUUUAGAAUGUGUAUUGUAUAGCUUAACUGGUAACUUUGAAAUAAGUGGCAUUACUUUAAAAGACGUGGAGAGAGAAAAGUUAUGUCAUGCCUUGAUAUUAGCAGAGCAAGGAAGUUUUAAAAGACCCUUAGAAUUUCUUCGUCCAGAGAAGUUUGAUGCGUUAAGAAAAGACUUUAAGAUAGCAAGCCAAGGUCGCUAUUUAUCAUGUAUAGGUUCGAAUGUGAUUGGUUUGGAUGAUUUUCUUCGUUUUAAUCACGAACGUAAUUGGCUAACUGCUAAAGGAGCCAUGUCAUUCUUUCAAAUAUUGAUAUUUUUAAGAUGCGCAUGUAAAGAUACAUCAUUAGCAGUUGAAGAUGAUUGGUUAUUGUUGAGUGAUUUUGCGCGUUUCUAUUGUACUAUUUCGGAGUUGAGUAAUAGUAGUGCGUUGAAGUUGCUUUUUUUAGUAUUGGAUACCGAUAUGGAUGGGGUGGUUAGUUUUGAAGACUUUGUUAGUUUUUACAAAGACAAAGCACGCAUUUAUGCUCGAGAAGGAUUGAUACUGGCAGAUAGUAGAGUGAUUUGGAGACAUUUUUUAGAUAUUUGUGGUGAAAGGAAUGAUGAGAAAAAUGUGUUGAGUUUAGGAGAUUUAUCACGUUUGGAACCCAAACAAAGAAGUUUCCUGUUGAAAGCCAUGUUGUUGAGAGAUGACGGGGUAUCGUUGGUAGAUAUUAGAGCCAGUUUGGUUCCAACCACAGGUUUAGCUGAAUAGGAAAAAUGAACACGCUCAUAACGAA